Selaginella moellendorffii is the source of this 2169-nucleotide messenger RNA. RefSeq lists its product as uncharacterized. Gene Ontology annotation, cellular component: membrane. The record is from RefSeq and is a predicted model, not a curated record. The transcript has 2 exons. Bases 348 to 1484 code for a protein of 378 amino acids. Lineage: Eukaryota; Viridiplantae; Streptophyta; Lycopodiopsida; Selaginellales; Selaginellaceae.
AUCGCCGCUAGUUCAUUCAAAGGGUUCUUCUUAGGGCUUUGCGCUCGCCACUCGUGCGGCUUUCCGUGGAUCCGUCCGUGGCGAGAGAUCCAGCGAGUAUUUUGGAGAGGCAGCAGCUCGAUCGAUCGAUUCCCUGCGCGGCGGGGAUUUCUCUCGCGGCGGCAUUGCAAUUGAGUCUGAUCGUCGACCAAAUCGCAGCGCAUGGAGGUAUUCUUUCUUCGGCUAGAGUAGCAAGUCAUCCAGCAUUGCGGAUCAUCGCGAGAAAGAGGAGGAAGAGCUCCGAGAGAGAAGAAAAUAUUUGUCUUCCUUCUUGGAGAAGAGAGGGGGGAAGAAGGGGAGCUAUAUAGAUGCGUAAAGAGGAAGAAGAACAAAAAGAGAGAAGCAGUAGAGGCGCAAAGUCAAUGGGAUCCCAUCAACGCUACAAAAAGAGAGUGGCCUGGGAGAAGAGAAGCUCGUUUUCUCUAGCGUGUUUAAUGCUGCUGGGAAUUCUGGGAGGAGUGGAUUCACAGCAGCAGCCAACGAUCAUCCAGGAACUGGAUCUCGGCAUUCAAUCCUCCGCUUUCCAGAGGCUGGCUCCACUGCCCAAGACAGGGGUCAUCUACAACGUAACUCUCGACGCUUCUGGAUCGAGGAACUCCACUGCUGGAGUGGUGGCCAGCAUCCAGGCAGUGCGUCUCAGAUCAGGGAGCUUGCGGCGCCACGGCCUCGUCUUCAACGAGUUCACCAUCCCAGUCCAGUGCCUGGUGGAGACGACGAGCAAGUACGUGGUGCUCGUCUACCGCGACUUUAGCUCGUAUCCGGCGGCCAUGCCCGAUGGAUUCCAGCUCGUCGGCCCAGUCGUGGGGAUCAAGGCCUACGAAGGCAACGAUCUCUCCCACCCGGCACCUCAAGAGCUCAACAUUUUCUCGGGACCGGCGGCUAUCACAGUUCGAGUUCCAGUUCUUGCCAGGAGCAGCGGCAAGCUCUCCCCGCUCUGCGCAUCUUUCGACAAGGAGGGGACGUUCCGGGUGGCCAACGUGAGCUCUCCGCCAAACUCCUGCGUUCUAUCGCAGCUGGUGGACUCGUCCCUGGCCGUGGCAGCGUCGUCCUUGCCGCCAGCUCCAGCUCCAGCUCCAGCUCCAGCUCCAGCUCCAUCUCCGGAACAAGCCCAAGCUCUUGCUCCGGAUCGAGGCCCAGCGUCGGCUCCGGUGGCUUCGAUCGUCCCGCUGUCGCCACCAACGGGGAGGAACGCGAGGAGAAAGAUGUCAAAGGCGUGGAAGCUCGGGGUGGGGAUUGGUGUCGGGGGUCUCGGCCUGGUGAUGGUGGCGGCCGUGCUGGUUUUCGCCGGGGUGAGGACGAGGAGGAGAGCUCGCAUUGCAAAGAUGGAGCUUUGCGCGGACAACAGCGAAAGCCUCCAAACAGCACUUAUUGGUGGGAGCCGAGCUCCUGCUGCCGGAGGCACUCGCACCAGACCAGUCCUGGAGAACGACUACGUCUCUCCGUAACUCCCAGACUUUCUUUCUCCUACGACACGUUCGCUCGCUCGGCGCUCCCGGUUUGCCUUUUAACUUUUCUAGCCGAGGAAUAACUUCGCUGCAGGCUCUCGUUUUUUUUUUUCUCGAUUCAUUCAUCGCGACUGCUGCUGCUGCGAAUGCUGCUGCUGCUUAUCUUGUGGAUUUUUCUUUUUCUUAGUUUGGUGGUACUACUGGCCAUUCAUAAAGUCCAUCUCUGUGCUGCGACACACACACACACACACAGAGUUUCAUAAAAAGUGGACAUUCUAUUCUUUCUUUUGCAGGAUUGACGCCUUUGGUCAGAUUCUCGACUUUCAUUUUACUAAGGCUGCGCAACGAAGCUAGCAAGCGACACAAGCGAAAAGACUGUGUGUACUUACACCUCUCCACCAAGUACCUUCUAUACUCUCAAGUGACCGAAGAAGCAUCGCCAUCGUUCUCGUGGCAAUGCCAACUAAAAGCUCAGAAGCAGAAGAGAAGAAACGAAAGACGCGGCGCGUAAAAGAAAAAAAACUUCUGCCACUUACCACCAACUUGGUUUUCAAGCUUUUUCUCGCUUGCUCGGAUUUUAAUCCAUCCAGCCAUGCCUUUGGAGCUUUCGUCUGGACAGAAUGCACAGCUCAUCUCAAACUGUUAAAAGUCAUAAUAGUACACAAGCCCGUUCCGCUACACUACA